Messenger RNA from Molossus molossus (Pallas's mastiff bat), 3753 nucleotides. RefSeq lists its product as uncharacterized. The transcript is spliced from 5 exons. Gene Ontology annotation, molecular function: aspartic-type endopeptidase activity; RNA-DNA hybrid ribonuclease activity; nucleic acid binding. The record is from RefSeq and is a predicted model, not a curated record. Gene Ontology annotation, biological process: proteolysis; DNA integration; virion assembly. NCBI's taxonomy places the organism in Eukaryota, Metazoa, Chordata, Mammalia, Chiroptera, Molossidae.
AUGACGCCCCCGCCCUAUGCAGGAAACGCCUCGGGCGGGAAGGCUACGGCACCCUCAGAUGAGCCUCAGGCAAGAGCCCCAGGCCCGGCUGACAAUGCCAGACUUUUGAGUCCCUCACAUACACGGGACAGCACCCCUUAUCAACUGGCUCAGGAACCAGACACCUCAGUCCCGAUGCUCCCAUUACGAGAGGUGCCCGCUGCGCCCGGCACUAUGGGCCCGGCGCGUAUGAUCUAUGUCCCUUUUUCAACUAGCGAUUUAUAUAAUUGGAAACAACAAAACCCCCCUUUCUCGGAGAAACCACAAGCUCUGAUAAGUUUAUUGGAGUCUGUAUUCCGGACCCACCAACCCACUUGGGACGAUUGUCAACAGAUUUUACAAACUUUGUUCACCUCAGAGGAGAGGGAGAGGAUACGCGCUGAGGCAAUUAAGGCUAUGGUCGGGGAUGACGCUGGCCCCGAGGGCUUAGACGAUGAACUGCCUCAACGACCCCCAGAAUGGGUUCCAAACACUGGGGAGGGGAUGCAGAGGUUACGCACUUAUCACCGAAACCUCCUCAGGGGUCUAAGGGGCGCUGCUAAGAAACCCACCAAUUUAGCAAAAGUAGCAGCCACUAUGCAAGGGAAGGACGAAUCUCCCACGGCCUUUUUAGAAAGAUUAUUAGAGGCCUACAGAACUUAUACCCCCUUAGACCCGGAUGCAGAUGGGAAUAGACGGAUGGUCAACAUGGCCUUCGUCUCACAGUCAACCCCAGACAUCAGAAAGAAAUUGCAGAAAUUAGAAGGCUUUGAGGGAAAGAAUAGAAGUGAGUUACUUGAAAUAGCUCAGAAAGUUUUUCAGAACCGGGAGGAUCCCAUUAAGGAGCAAACUAGGCAACUGUCUCAAAUCUUGCUGACUGAGGAAGAUUAGGGGGGUCAGGGUUCCAUCAAUUUAGGCCCCCAGGAACCCAUGUUAACCCUGACGGUCGAGGGGAAACAAACUGACUUCCUUGUCGACCCGGGGGCCACCUAUUCGGUUCUUCAGUAGGCCUCUGGAAAGCUCUCCUCCCAAAAGACAUCGAUUAUAGGGGCGACAGGAAAGCCAAAAGCAUACCCAUGGACUAAAGCCAGAAUCACUGAUCUCGGGAAGGGCACUAUCACUCACUCCUUCCUUGUAAUGCCCGACUGCCCCUACCCACUGCUUGGCAGAGACCUGCUGCGAAAGCUGAAAGCAACUAUAACUUUUCAAGACAAUAGCACAACUCUAAGCUUAGGGAACCAACAACCUUCCACUAUCAUGGUUACAGUACCCCUCUCUGAGGAAUAUCUCCUUCAAGAGGAAAUGUCACCUCCCACUGGGGAAAGUAACUCACAGGAUGUUUUGACUAAAUGAGCCAUACAGAUUGGUGAAGUUUGGGCUAAAACAAACCCACCGGGGCUAGCCUCUCACCAGCCCCCUAUCAUUGUGCAGUUGGCCAGCACUGCUACUCCCAAUCAAGUCAGACAAUACCCAAUUCCCCAAAAGGCCAAGGAAGGGAUUGCCAAACAUAUUAAGAGGUUGAGAGAUGCAGGCAUUUUAAUUCCGUGUCAGUCCCCCUGGAACACCCCAUUGUUGCCCGUGAAGAAACCAGGAACAGAAGAUUAUAGGCCAGUUCAGGAUUUGCGGGAGGUAAACAAAAGGGUUGAGUCUAUCCACCCUACUGUGCCUAACCCAUAUACCCUCCUGAGUCUUUUACCUCCAGACAAGGUUUACUACUCAGUCCUGGACCUCAAAGACACCUUCUUCACCCUGCUGCUUGCUGCGAAGAGCCAACCCAUCUUUGCCUUUGAAUGGACAGACCCUGAAGAGGGUUUCUCAGGCCAGCUUACCUGGACCAGACUCCCUCAGGGCUUCAAGAACUCUCCCACCAUUGUUAACGAAGCCCUGAGCCGGGACCUCCUCACCUUCCGAGAAAGCCACCCACAGCUUGACCCUGUUGCUGCAGGCUGGCCGUCCUGCGUGAGAGCAAUAGCUGCAACCGCUCUCCUUGUCAAGGAGGCACAGAAGCUGACCUUAGGCCAGGACCUCCAAAUCAUCGGAGGCCACACCACUGAAGCCUUACUCAGGUCUCCUCCUGACAGAUGGAUUUCCAACGCUCGCCUCACUCAAUAUCAGGUACUAUUAUUGAACCCACCACAGGUUACCUUCUCCAAGUCUACUGCUCUCAACCCGGCUACCUUACUCCCCGACGGGAAUCAAGGAGAACUGCUCCACGAUUGCCACUCGUUACUAGACUCCAUAGAGGGAACCAGACCGGACCUCAAAGACGAGCAAAUAGCCAACUCUGACUAUGACCUCUAUACUGAUGGGAGCAGUUUCAUCAAGGAUGGAACUCGGUAUGCCGGGGCAGCAGUAGUCACCAACUUACAGGUAAUCUGGGCUCAGGCCUUGCCCCACGGAACUUCUGCACAGAAAGCAGAACUGAUUUCCCUGACACAGGCACUCAACUGGGCAAAAGGCAAGAGGGUCAACAUCUACACUGACAGCCGCUAUGCCUUUGCAACUGCUCAUGUGCAUGGAGCCCUAUACCAAGAAAGGGGGCUCCUCACAUCAGCUGGGAAAGAAAUUAAAAAUAGAGAAGAAAUACUCAAUCUCUUAGCAGCCAUCUGGCAACCUAAGGCUGUGGCCAUUGUUCACUGCAGAGGGGGGCAUGAACCAGGUGAGCAUUGGGAACUUGAUUUUACUGAGAUCUCAACCAGCAAAUUUGGAUUUAAGUACUUACUAGUUUUUGUUGACACCUACUCAGGAUGGACUGAGGCUUUUGCCACAAGGCAUGAGACUGCUAACAUAGUUGCCAGACAUCUCCUAACUGGGAUCAUUCCUAGAUUUGUCCUGCCCUUAGUACUGGGGUCAGACAAUGGGCCGGCUUUCAUAGCCAAAAUUUCCAAAUUAAUAGCAGAAGCUCUCAGAAUAGGCUGGAAAUUACAUUUUGCCUAUAGACCCCAAAGCGCAGGUCAGGUAGAGAGAAUGAAUAGAACUCUUAAGGAGACUCUUACCUAACUUCGAAUUGAAACCGGUGAUAAUUGGGUAAACCUCUUGCCAUUUGCUCUGUUGCGCACCCGAUGCACCCCAUAUCUCAAGAACCUUACCCCUUAUGAAAUCAUCUAUGGGAGACCACCACCUAUUAUCCCUAAGAUUCACUAUGACCACAUAGGCGAAUUAUCUAACCGGGGGCUUCUCAAGUCUUUGCAGGCCAUCAAAGUCAUCAGAAGAGAGGCCCGCCUCUCAGCCAAGGAAAGAAAACAACCCACUGAAGCAGAACCACCCCCACUGGACAUUGAGCCUGGUGACUGGAUUUGGAUCAAGAAGUUUAACAAGGAAACCCUUGAACCUACCUGGGUUGGGCCCCACUUGGUUUAUAAUUUUGUCUUAGAUUGUCAGAGCAUUAAUUUCAUCAGUCAAAAUUUUAUUUCUGGCCCUGACCAGACAGGUCGCAAUGGUAUACUGCCGCCAGUACUCUUUCAGCAAGUUCUCCUCAAGGUACAUGCCUUUGACGAGGUGCUGCAGAGUGUUUUGCAUGUAGAGGGCCUUGAACGUGUGAAUUAUGCCUUGAUCCAUGGGCUGGAUCAGCGAAGUGGUAUUGGGAAGAAGGAAGUCGAUUUGCAUACUGUUGCAGGAUAUGUCUUGCACAUGAACUACAGCAUUGUCCAUGAGGAGAAGGACAUUAAACUCAAGUCCCUUCUCUACAAGUUACUUGACUUAGGGGAUGAAGCACUCGUGGAACCAGUCCAAUGA